CGGCCGAGAUAUCUCUUUGUGAAUUGCAGUAGGCUACUGUACACUCGGGGCGGAUUUUGACCUCGCUACUCUCGAAGCAUCACUAAUCUGCGGAUGACAUUCAUGCAUAGACCACUACUGGAUUUAUUUCCAGAAAUUAUUUCCGCUAUUGAACCGAAAACGUAAAAACAGCAAGGACAUUAUCAGGCUAGAAUAAGACAAUAGACAAAACGUAUUCGGGUAUGACGGUUAAAAUGCCGGUUGGUAUUGUAUCACUGCACUGGCGUUGCAAUUUAUUGUAGCUAUGCAGACCUUAAUACUGCAUUUGCCCACAGAUUCCAUCCACCAGUACUGCCUGACAUUAUCCACGAGCGAGUCCGGGUAGUCUAUUGCAGUAAUUUUUGCUUCAACGGUUUGUAGGUGACACAACUUGUGGGAAUCUAAUGUUGACAGCCUAGCUGUUUUGGGAGAUAUUUUAUAUCGGCCAAAUAUUAUCCACGAGAUACAACUUGGUCCCAUUGUCAUUCAAUGUCCAAUAGUGCCAUUCAAAAGCUUCCCUAUGGAUGAGCCUGGGAAUGACUUCAGUGGAUCUUUUUGGAAGUGCGAGGCAGGGAUGUAAUGGAUUGGUCCCAUGGCCUGCGAGCUCCCUCUUCCCAGUAUGUCCAGCUUUGGCAAGCCUCCCCUACUCUCCGGAGAAGUGGCAGGCUCUAACUCUCUGGCAUGGGUCAAGCUCUUCAAAAAGCCUGGAGCUGUUGGUGGUGGUGGGGGUCUGGGGAAAUCCUAUCAGCCUGGGAGCAUGUUGUCUCUGGCUCUAACCAAAGGCCUGCUGAACGAACCAGGCCAGAAUAGCUGCUUCCUCAACAGUGCCGUACAGGUGUUAUGGCAGUUGGACAUUUUCAGGAGGAGUUUGAGACAGCUUCCUGGUCAUUUUUGUCUAGGGGAUGCCUGCAUUUUUUGCGCUUUAAAGAGUAUUUUCAGCCAGUUCCAGGAAAGCCAAGAGCGAGCGUUGCCUUCGGAUAGCCUGCGUCACGCCCUCGCAGAAACCUUUAAGGACGAGCAGCGUUUCCAACUUGGCCACAUGGACGACGCUGCAGAGUGCUUUGAGAACAUUCUGGAGAGGAUUCACCUGCACAUAGUUUCUGACACGGCGACUGAGGCCUGCACAUCCAAGUCCUGCAUUACCCACCAGAAGUUUGCCAUGAUACUUUAUGAACAGUUUGUAUGUCGUAGUUGUGGCGCCUCCUCGGACCCCCUUCCUUUCACAGAGCUAGUGCAUUAUGUCUCCACCACAGCCCUAUGCCAACAGGUGGACCGCGUCUUGGGGCAGAACGACAGGAUUCGGUCGGACAUGUUCGGGGAAUUGCUGCAGGCGGCAAACACCAUCGAUGACCUACGUAACUGUCCGAGCAACUGUGGCCAGAGCAUCAAGAUCCGUCGGGUUCUCAUGAACCACCCAGAGAUCGUCACCAUUGGCUUUGUGUGGGACGCAGAACAGUCUGACCUUACAGAGGACGUGGUGAGGUCACUGGGUCCACAUCUCAACCUCUCGGGGCUGUUCUACCGGGUCACUGAUGAGAACGCCAAAAGGAGUGAGUUACAUCUCGUGGGAAUGAUUUGUUUCUCCAGCAAACAUUACUCUGCGUUCGCUUAUCACAGCAAGUCCUCAAAAUGGAUAUUUUUUGAUGACGCCACCGUGAAAGAGAUCGGAUCCAAGUGGAAAGACGUGGCCUCUAAAUGCAUCCGGGGACAUUUCCAGCCACUGCUCCUGUUCUACACUAACCUGGAGGGGACCCCAGUCUCCAGCGAGGAUGCGCCAAGACAAACGAUUAUGUGUCCCCGCUUCAAAGCCCACGCCAAAGUGCCAGUAGGGAUGAAGAAGUUGGAUGCCAUCCGGGAGAAUGCAGGCCCAUUCCGCUCCAACCAGGGGCCCUAUAAGCAGAUGCUACUUCCACCCUCCACCUCAGGCUACAAAAGAGUGAAAGGCCCACCUUGUAGUCCCAACAAAUCCCGGGUUCCUUACAAGGAGACUUCCCAGAGGGUUGUAGAAGGGAUAAAGAAGGAGGGCGAAAGAGGCCGUCGAAAACCAGAUCCACACAAAGAAAUGUCCUAUGCCAGAUCCCCACCUGAGGGCGGGCAGAGGCAGCACGCUGACCAGAGGUUGCGAGGCGGCAGUGGAGCCCGGGCUGACAAGUUGUCAUCCUCCCACCAGAGCAGAGCUUCCCAGGACCCAGACCCACGCUCUCAGUCCGGUGCCCUUGGCGGACACAGUUGGAGACAGGAAACCUCCCCUGGUCACCAAGAACAUGACGGCAGCCAGGACGCGUGGGAUAAAGGCAGCAGGUUGGGAGCGGGCCAUAACAAAGCCAAGCCCUCCUGGAGGCCAAUCCGGGAAGUUCUGAAUGUGGACAGCGUCUUGAACGACCUUGAACGGCGACAACAACAGCAGCACUAUGGCGGUGGUGGUAGCCUCCGGCUCGCUAAACCCUCCUAUCAGGAGAUCCCGCAUGGCAGCGAACAGGACAACCGGGACUGGGAAAAAGAGCGGGAAAAGGAUAAAGAGAGGGAACGGGACCGUCUCAGGAUGAGGGAAGUGUGCAAGCAGCAGAAGUGCUUGAUGACAAUUUACGAGGACGAGCAGCGGCAAGAGACAGAGAGCCACAGCUCCCUCGAAUCGGAGGGCAGGGCAAGUGGGCACGGCGACCAGGGCGGUGGAGGGGAUGGAAGCAGCGGGACUAGGGCCAAGGGCGGGGCCAAAGCCCUGUUGCGCAGCGACACCUGGACCAUCCAGAGAACUGAGUCGGGAUACGAGAGCAGCGACCGGCUGAGCAGCGGCUCCACCAACCCUGACUCGCCAGGGGUGGACAGCUUUGCCGGGAAGGAGCAGCGGUUGACACCAGAGGUGCAGUCUCCGAGGGGUCAGCUUCACCCAAACAGGUGCGAUUCAAAACCUGAUGCGGUACGCUCCCCUUUGCAUCCAGGUAAACAUCAACUGACAACUCAGGGAAAGAAUUGUGACCAUCAAGUUUCACAUCUCCUGAAAAGUAGUCCAAGUUCAAGACAGAAAUGUAGAUACAGCCCCUGUAGUUCUAAGAAAGGAGCUGGUCUGGAGAGGGACGCCAGCUCCUCAGACAACAGGAGCAGUCACAUGAUGGAAUCGCCAGAGAUGAGUAACAACAACAGAGGUGGUCACCAUGGCGAUAGCCCCGCCCUGCGGCGCUUGGGUGAACCCAGCAGCUCGGAGUGGAACAACUCCGACAACCUGACUGGGAAUCUCUCAGAACCAGAGGACAGUGCCUACCGCUCCAGCAACAGCAAGCCCCUUCUGUCCGAGUUGCCCUGUCCUCCCCACCACCUGGCCUUCCACCAACCCCCCCUUAUCGAACUGGAAGAGCCCUCAUCCCAACAUCAGCCCAUCACGCCACCACUACCUCACCCCAAAGCCGCCCAGCGAGCUUCCCCUCACCAGGGGGAUGUUGGCCGCCACUGCUUCCAUCCCAGGCUACUCCAGGAGCCCUCCCAGACCAGCCCCCGGCCCAGCGUCCGGCCCACCUCGGCCUCACAUACCCCUAGUCCCAACCGGAGGUCGGAAUCCAAUGGCCCUCUGCAGAGGCCCUCGUCGGGUGCCAGCUCCAAGUCGGGCUCGGACCCAGAGAGGAGUAACCCGUCGUCGGGCGAAAGUGAGGAGAGGCUGCCCAUCUGCAGGCCACCUGGAGCCGAGUCAGCGGCAGCCCAAGGGGUUUCCCUCACCACGUACUUCAGCGUGGACAAUUGCAUGACGGACACAUACAGACUUAAGUACCAUCACCAGCGACCCCUCCUACUCUCGGCUAUCGUGCCACGAGCACCGACGGAGCCCCGAGAACAUCCCAGCCACCACCUGCACCCCGCAAACACACACUCCAUGCUAGACCCACCCAAAACCCGGCCUGAUGCAGGCCAUAACUGCAAUAAGCCCACUGCAAAAUGGAACCCAGUGACAGCCAGAGCACUGGAUGAGCGUGGCUAUUUGUGAUGGUAUUACCUGGUCUGAUGUCCAUGGAAAAUAAUCUAUUGAACUGGAUGCCAAAGAGUCUGCUGACUGGAAAGGUGUUGCUCCUAGAACUUCAAUUGAAAUCAGUGUCAAAUGCCAAAUCACUGAUGCACUGUGGGGUUACAGAAGUACUUAUAUGUAUUUUGAAGUAAAGAUAGUUUGAUAGUCCACUGUCAGAGAGAAAAAUGUUUAUGUAUGUUGAUAGAAGAGUUGGAAGUUGGAAAGGGCAGUCCAAGGCAUAUUACAGUAGAAUAUAAUGAUAACCUGUUGAAUAUACACUUGCUACAGUGUGACAUUGACCUCUGGGAUCAAGAGGUGUAUCUUUUGGUUUAAGGUAAUGUGCAUCCCUGAUUGUGUGGCCAACACAAAUUUUAUUUCCGAAUAUGACCACCAAAUUCAGCAAUCACAGAAUACAAACACUAACAUUGUGUUUGCAUACUUGUUAUCCUGCUGAAUAGACAACUGUUACAAUGUUAGCCAACCUGCAUGAGGACUUAUAAAGAGGUAACAAUAGUGAUGUGUAGAGUAUGAGCAUGCGCAUGGCAUACUUUACAUUUGUAUCCAACCGACAAAUUCCAAUUGGUUUAUGUUAUUGGGUCUACUUCAAUUAUAUCUUCACUUUUUGGGGGACCUGCCUCCAUUUGUCCACGUACAGUACCAUGCAUGUACUUUAUAGGCCAUGAGAGACAUAAAAAGUACAUGCAUGGAGAGACAUUUAUUUCAACCACUGCUAACUUGACCAACUUUAGCCACUGCCAACCAAAAAGUAAAAGGAAUGAUAGGGGAAAGCUCACUAUGUUCAGAAUCUGUGGCAAAAUCACCUCUAAGUAACAUCAAUCAAUCAAUUAUCCACUGCUCUAAAAAAUAAAGGGAACACUUAAACAACACAAUGUAACUCCAAGUCAAUCACACUUCUGUGAAAUCAAACUGUCCACUUAGGAAGCAACACUGAUUGACAAUACAUUUCACAUGCUGUUGUGCCAAAUGGAAUAGACAACAGGUGGAAAUUAUAGGCAAUUAACAAGACACCCCCAAUAAAGGAGUGGUUCUGCAGGUGGUGACCACAGACCACUUCUCAGUUCCUAUGCUUCCUGGCUGAUGUUUUGGUCACUUUUGAAUGGUGGCGGUGCUUUCACUCUAGUGGUAGCAUGAGACUGAGUCUACAACCCACACAAGUGGCUCAGGUAGUGCAGCUCAUCCAGGAUGGCAAUGCGAGCUGUGGCAAGAAGGUUUGCUCGGUCUCUCAGCGUAGUAUCCAGAGCAUGGAGGCGCUACCAGGAGACAGGCCAGUACAUCAGGAGACGUGGAGGAGGCCGUAGGAGGGCAACAACCCAGCAGCAGGACCGCUACCUCAGCCUUUGUGCAAGGAGGAGCAGGAGGAGCACUGCCAGAGCCCUGCAAAAUGACCUCCAGCAGGCCACAAAUGUGCAUGUGUCUGCUCAAAUGAUCAGAAACAGACUCCAUGAGGGUGGUAUGAGGGCCACAGGUGGGGGUUGUGCUUACAGCCCAACACCGUGCAGGACGUUUGGCAUUUGCCAGAGAACACCAAGAUUGGCAAAUUCGCCACUGGCACCCUGUGCUCUUCACAGAUGAAAGCAGGUUCACACUGAGCACGUGACAGAUGUGACAGAGUCUGGAGACGCCGUGGAGAACGUUUUGCUGCCUGCAACAUCCUCCAGCAUGACCGGUUUGGCGGUGGGUCAGUCAUGGUGUGGGGUGGCAUUUCAUUGGGGGGCCGCACAGCCCUCCAUGUGCUCGCCAGAGGUAGCCUGACUGCCAUUAGGUACCGAGAUGAGAUCCCUUGUGAGACCAUAUGCUGGUGCGGUUGGCCCUGGGUUCCUCCUAAUACAAGACAAUGCUCGACCUCAUGUGGCUGGAGUGUAUCAGCAGUUCCUGCAAGAGGAAGGCAUUGAUGCUAUGGACUGGCCCGCCCGUUCCCCAGACCUGAAUCCAAUUGAGCACAUCUGGGACAUCAUGUCUCGCACCAUCCACCAACGCCACGUUGCAUCACAGACUGUCCAGGAGUUGGCGGAUGCUUUAGCCAGGUCUGGGAGGAGAUCCCUCAGGAGACCAUCCGCCACCUCAUCAGGAGCAUGCCAAGGCAUUGUAGGGAGGUCAUACACGCAUGUGGAGGCCACACACACUACUGAGCCUCAUUUUGACUUGUUUUUAUUUUUAUUUAUUUUUUAUUUCACCUUUAUUUAACCAGGUAGGCUAGUUGAGAACAAGUUCUCAUUUGCAACUGCGACCUGGCCAAGAUAAAGCAUAGCAGUGUGAACAGACAACACAAAGUUACACAUGGAGUAAACAAUUAACAAGUCAAUAACACAGUAGAAAAAAAGGGGAGUCUAUAUACAAUGUGUGCAAAAGGCAUGAGGAGGUAGGCGAAUAAUUACAAUUUUGCAGAUUAACACUGGAGUGAUAAAUGAUCAGAUGGUCAUGUACAGGUAGAGAUAUUGGUGUGCAAAAGAGCAGAAAAGUAAAUAAAUAAAAACAGUAUGGGGAUGAGGUAGGUGAAAAUGGGUGGGCUAUUUACCAAUAGACUAUGUACAGCUGCAGCGAUUGGUUAGCUGCUCAGAUAGCUGAUGUUUGAAGUUGGUGAGGGAGAUAAAAUUCUCCAACUUCAGCGAUUUUUGCAAUUCGUUCCAGUCACAGGCAGCAGAGUACUGGAACGAAAGGCGGCCAAAUGAGGUGUUGGCUUUAGGGAUGAUCAGUGAGAUACACCUGCUGGAGCGCGUGCUACGGAUGGGUGUUGCCAUCAUGACCAGUGAACUGAGAUAAGGCGGAGCUUUACCUAGCAUGGACUUGUAGAUGACCUGGUGCCAGUGGGUCUGGCGACGAAUAUGUAGCGAGGGCCAGCCGACUAGAGCAUACAAGUCGCAGUGGUGGGUGGUAUAAGGUGCUUUAGUGACAAAACGGAUGACACUGUGAUAAACUGCAUACAGUUUGCUGAGUAGAGUGUUGGAAGCAAUUUUGUAGAUGACAUCGCCGAAGUCGAGGAUCGGUAGGAUAGUCAGUUUUACUAGGGUAAGCUUGGCGGCGUGAGUGAAGGAGGCUUUGUUGCGGAAUAGAAUGCCGACUCUUGAUUUGAUUUUCGAUUGGAGAUGUUUGAUAUGAGUCUAGAACGAGAGUUUGCAGUCUAGCCAGACACCUAGGUACUUAUAGAUGUCCACAUAUUCAAGGUCGGAACCAUCCAGGGUGGUGAUGCUAGUCGGGCAUGCGGGUGCAGGCAGCGAUCGGUUGAAAAGCAUGCAUUUGGUUUUACUAGGGUUUAAGAGCAGUUGGAGGCCACGGAAGGAGUGUUGUAUGGCAUUGAAGCUCGUUUGGAGGUUAGAUAGCACAGUGUCCAAUGACGGGCCGAAAGUAUAUAGAAUGGUGUCGUCUGCGUAAAUUGGUGAUAAAUUUGAUUUCCACUGAUAAUUUUUGUGUGAUUUUGUUGUCAGCACAUUCAACUAUGUAAAGAAAAAAGUAUUUAAUAAUAAUAUUUCAUUCAUUCAGAUCUAGGAUGUGUUAUUUUAGUGUUCCCUUUAUUUUUUUGAGCAGUGUAUUUAUAAAGCCCUUUUUACAUCAGCAGAUGUCACAGUGUGUAUACAGAAACCCAGCCUAAAACCCCAAAAGCAAGCAAUGCUGAUGUAAAAGCAUGAACCUAGGAAGAAGAGGAACCAGGCUUUGAGGGGUGGCCAGUGCUCUUCUGAAUGUGCCGGGUGGAGAUUAUAAGAAUACAUGGCCUUUAAGGCCAGAUUGUUCUUCAAGAUGUUAAAACGUUCAUAAAUAACCAGCAGGGUCAAACAUUAAUCACAGUGGUCAUAGAGGAUGCAACAGGUCAGCACCUCAGGAGUAAAUCUCAGUUGGCUUUUCAUGCCCGAGCAUUCACAGGUCGAGAUUGUUGAAAGAGUAGAUCCGGCAUAAGGUAACCGGUUCGAUAAACAGGUCAGGGUUCCAGGCAGAACAGCAGAAACUUGAUCAGCAGCACAACCAGGUGGACUGGGGAUGGGGACAGCCAGGAGUCGCCAGGUCAGUUAGUUCUGAGGCAUGGUCCUAGGGCUCAGGUUCUCUGGGAGGGGAGAAAGCGAGAGAGAGAUUUGAGAAUUAGAGGAAGCAUACUUAAAAUCACACAGGACACCUGAUAAGACAGGAGAAUUACACCAGAUAGGACAGACUGACCCUAGCCCCCCGGCACAUAGACUAUUGCAGCAUAGAUACUGGAGACUGAGACGGGGGGGUCGGGGGCCCUGUUCGACGAAACCCCCGGACAGGGCCAACGAGGCAGGAUAUAACCCCACCCACUUUACCAAAGCCCCCACACCACCAGAGGGAUAUAAACAAACCACCGACUUUCUACCCUGAGACAAGGCGGAGUAUAGUCCGAAAAUAUCUCCCCCACCGCACGAGCCCAAGGGGUGCAAAAACGGACACGAAGAUGACGUCGAGAAUAGUGAAAAAAGCUAGACCCCUCCUAGGGACGGCAUGGGAAGUCAGUGACUUAGCCCCAGUAAUUGGAUCAAAGAGAAUACCAGUGGAGAGAGGGAACCAGCUAGGCAAAGACAGCAAAGGUGGUUUGUCACUCCAGUGCCUUGCCAUUCACCUUCACACCACUGAUUUGAAGGUAUUUAAGUUGAUUUUGUCGUGCAAUGUUGAACAUGGUGAGCUUGCCCCUAUCACUCCCAUUGUUAGUAGUGGCUAUUUAAACAAAUCAAAGCUGUGGGUGACAGUUUAUCUGGCUCUGUAGACUACUUUCAGAGUAAGUGGAAAAAAUAGAGUCUGAAAACAGUGAAAAUAACCUUUUAAGUUGUCAUUAUUAUUAUUUGUUUAUUCAGUGAAGAUAACGGUAGGGAUUCAAUAUGAUCACGGGUUAUAGACAUUGUAGCUUUUAAAGGCAAUGUUCCCACAUUCACGGAGAUCCUAUUCACGGUAAGUGCUGAUAAUGUUGUCUCAAUCUGAAUAUUAGCAUAGUGUCCCAAGGUGUGGAAUACUAAUGUAUGCAAGCAUGAUGGUGUCAAUAUGUUUUUGUCAAUGCCUAUAACCUGCGAUCAGAUUCAAUCCGGGCCAAGGUGUGGGACACUAUGCGAGCAUGAUUGUGUCAAUAUGUUUUUGUCAAUGAGACCCAUAGUAUCGCAAUUUAAGGUGCAAUUUAUUACAAUUUUGAUAAAGAUGAUAGCAAGUUGUCCUCUAGAUGUUUUUGAAUGAAGCCAAACAAAUAUCAUUCACAUUAGAAUUCAUUUUAUACCGUUUUCAUUGUAUAAGUCGGGUCAUUUCCUGUCAAAAACCAGGAACAAUAACUUCUACUUAUUUUCAUGUUUUUUUUUUACAUAAAUCAUUUUGAUAUUUCACAUUGUGAUUGGAAAAUAGGAAUACAUUAUUUAUUUUUUAAGUAGUCUUAAGUCAGUUAAGGACAAAUUCAGCCUACUGGAGAACAGUGGGUUAACUGUCUUGUACAGGAGCAGAAUGACAGAUUUGUACCUUGUCAGCUCGGGGACUCGAUCCAGCAACCUUUUGGUUACUGGACCAAUGCUCUAACCACUAGGCUACCCGCCUACAUGUUAGGUAAAUAACCCAAUGGGAAAUGGCUUCAGUUUUGGUGAUAAAAGGCCCAGUGUAGAUUUUUCCCGUGUUCUAUAUAUAUUUCCAAACUAUGAGGUUGGAAUAAUACUGUAAAAUUGUGAUAAUUAUAGUGUAAGAGCUG
Oncorhynchus keta (chum salmon) is the source of this 9692-nucleotide messenger RNA. RefSeq names its product inactive ubiquitin carboxyl-terminal hydrolase 53-like. Gene Ontology annotation, molecular function: cysteine-type deubiquitinase activity. Bases 611 to 3991 code for a protein of 1126 amino acids. The record is from RefSeq and is a predicted model, not a curated record. Gene Ontology annotation, cellular component: cell-cell junction. The transcript has 19 exons. Gene Ontology annotation, biological process: sensory perception of sound; response to auditory stimulus; protein deubiquitination. NCBI's taxonomy places the organism in Eukaryota, Metazoa, Chordata, Actinopteri, Salmoniformes, Salmonidae.